AUGAUCCCGUCAUACGUACGUGCUGUGCCAAACGGUACAGAGAUCGGUGAUUACUUGGCACUAGAUCUUGGAGGCACAAAUUUCCGUGUGCUUCUCAUUCGGUUAAGAGGCCGAGAUGCAGAGAUAGCAGGAAAAAUUUAUGAAAUCCCCCUGGAAAUUCAACGAGGAACUGGCGAAGCGUUGUUUGACCACAUCGCUGCAUGUAUCGCGCAAUUUACUGGGGAGCAAUUUCACGGAGAAAGAAAGAAGUUACCGUUAGGUUUUACCUUCUCAUUUGCCACCAAGAUUGAAGGUCUUACCAAGGGCAUAUUGAUACACUGGUCAAAAGGCUUCAAGGCCAGCGGAGUAGAAGGAAAGGAUGUCGUAAAAUUGCUCAAAAAAGCUUGCAGGAAGCGAAACGAUGUUGAUAUUGAUGUCACUGCAAUUUUGAACGACACCGUUGGAACUUUAAUGGCAUGCGCCUUCAAAGAAAACACGUGCCAAAUGGGUGUAAUCUUUGGGACAGGGACAAAUGCCUGUUACAUGGAAAAGCUCAACAGAGUUGAAAAAUUGAGAGGUAAAUGGGAAAGAGACGGACUGCCGGACGAGAUGAUAAUAAAUAUGGAAUGGGGCGCUUUUGGUGAUGACCACUGUCUGGGAUUCAUCUACACAGACUACGACAGGGAAGUAGAUGAAAAAAGCAUAAAUCCCGGAAUACACAUGUAA
Cylicostephanus goldi is the source of this 705-nucleotide messenger RNA. NCBI's taxonomy places the organism in Eukaryota, Metazoa, Nematoda, Chromadorea, Rhabditida, Strongylidae. The record is from the annotation of a GenBank genome assembly.